Erigeron canadensis is the source of this 2018-nucleotide messenger RNA. Its product is annotated as pentatricopeptide repeat-containing protein At5g48910. Gene Ontology annotation, molecular function: protein binding; zinc ion binding; RNA binding. Bases 64 to 1962 code for a protein of 632 amino acids. Gene Ontology annotation, biological process: RNA modification. Lineage: Eukaryota; Viridiplantae; Streptophyta; Magnoliopsida; Asterales; Asteraceae. The transcript has a single exon. The record is from RefSeq and is a predicted model, not a curated record.
UGUGUAAUAACUCAAUCUAGCCAAUCACUCUAAAUUACAUGAUAUUUAUUCUAUUUCCUAAACAUGAACACUAGCAUUUUACAACCAACACUACCAACUUAUCAAAACCGGCCUCCACACCCAUCAACAUUCUUCCCAGAAUUCAAACACUGCAAAACAAAGAAACACAUACUUCAAAUCCACACUAAACUCAUCAAAACCGGCCGCAUUCAAGACCCACUUGCGUCCGCCGAGCUUCUACGCUUCUACGCCCUCUCCGACCCACCACACCGUGAUUUACGACACGCACGCCAACUGUUUGAUGAAAUGCCUCAACCAAACUGUUUUUCUUGGAACACAAUUAUCCGGGCUUAUUGUGAUACCAAUGAUGCAUUGGAAUCAUGGGUUUUGUUUAGAAAAAUGGUUGAGUUUGAAAUACCGAAUAAAUUUACGUUCCCUUCUGUGCUUAAAGCAUGCGCGAAAAUGGGCCGGGUUGAUGAAGGGAAGCAGGUACAUUGUGUUGUCGUGAAAUAUGGGAUAGUGAAUGAUGGAUUUGUGUUAAGUAAUUUGGUUAGAAUGUAUGUCAUGUGUGGAGCUAUGGAUGAGGCUUGUGUCGUUUUUGGUUUAGGUGUGUUGAGUUCGGGUUUGAGUGAAGUUGUGUUGUGGAAUGUGAUGGUUGAUGGGUAUUUAAGGGUUGGGGAUGUUGAAAAGGCGCGGAAUUUGUUCAAUCAAAUGCCGCGGAAAAGUGUUGUUUCUUGGAAUUCUAUGAUUUCUGGGUACGCGCAAAAUGGGUUUUUUGUGGAAGCGUUGGAGUUGUUUAGGGAAAUGCAAAUGGAAGGGGCCGCUGAUGUGAUGCCGAAUUAUGUUACUUUGGUUAGUGUAUUACCGGCGGUUUCAAGACUUGGUGCACUUGAGAUAGGGAAAUGGGUGCAUUUUUAUGCGGUUAAAAAUGGGAUAAAGAUUGAUCCGGUUCUUGGUUCUGCGUUGAUUGAUAUGUAUUGCAAAUGUGGAAGCUUCGAGGAGGGACUUCGGCUCUUUAACGCUCUAGCACAGAAGAAUGUGAUCACUUGGAAUUCAAUAAUAACUGGGCUCGCGAUCCAUGGUCGAGCUAUGGAUGCUCUUGAUCAUUUCACAAAGAUGCAACAAAGUCGUAUUACACCAAAUGAUGUAACUUAUAUUAGUGUUUUGACUGCAUGUAGCCAUGCCGGUUUAGUAGACAAAGGGUUGUCGAUUUUUAGCCAAAUGGUUCACACCGAUGGACUGAUACCGAGGAUUGAACAUUACGGAUGUAUGGUUGACCUACUUGGCCGGGCAGGCCGGCUACAAGAGGCUGAAGAGCUAAUACUCAAAAUGCCUGGUGGACCGGAUGACGUGGUACUAAAGGCCUUACUUGGUGCUUGUAAAAAACAUGGAAACAUUGAGAUUGGUGAACGUAUUGGGAAACGUCUUCUAGAGAUAGCUCCAGAAGACGGGGCCCCAUACGUAGCCCUGUCUAACAUGUACGCCUCUAUGGAAAACUGGGACAGGGUUACGGAAACAAGGCUAAAAAUGAAACAAAAUGACAUUAAAAAAGAUCCUGGAUGUAGUUGGAUUGAGGUUAAUGGCGUGAUUCAUGAAUUUAUAGUUGCUGAUAGAUCACAUAGUAAAGCACAAGAUAUUUACAUGAUGCUAGAAGAAAUGAUGCAAAAGUUGAGUCUGGCCGGCUACAAACCGGACACCACUCAAGUUCUUCUUAGAAUGGAUGAUGCUGAGAAAAAAUCCAUUUUACGUUAUCAUAGCGAGAAGAUUGCAGUUGCUUUCGGGCUGAUUAGUACGAGCCGUGCAACAACAGUUAAGGUUGUUAACAAUCUUCGAAUAUGUGAUGACUGUCACUCGACGUUUAAACUCGUUUCAACAAUAUAUGGAAGGAGGAUUGUUGUAAGAGAUCGAAAACGUUUUCAUCAUUUUGAAAAUGGAUCAUGUUCUUGUAUGGACUAUUGGUAAAUCUGUGAUAAAUUGUACUCCGUGUAAUACAACUCAGUUGUAUAAAUUAAUGUUUA